Messenger RNA from Gallus gallus (chicken), 985 nucleotides. Its product is annotated as dispanin subfamily A member 2b-like. The transcript has 2 exons. Gene Ontology annotation, cellular component: plasma membrane. Gene Ontology annotation, biological process: negative regulation of viral genome replication; response to type II interferon; type I interferon-mediated signaling pathway. The record is from RefSeq and is marked validated. Bases 388 to 729 code for a protein of 113 amino acids. NCBI's taxonomy places the organism in Eukaryota, Metazoa, Chordata, Aves, Galliformes, Phasianidae.
AGACUAGUUUCUGUACUGUCCCACGCAGAUAGGUGCAGCGGGGAUGUGGAACCCUAGGCUCUCUAUAAGGGGGAACUGUAAGGUCCUGUUCUUCCUUUCCCUCCCUUGCUCCUUCCUUUAGCAGUUUUUCAGUUUCUCAGAAGCCGCUUUUCCCCCGCCCCACCCCCCUUUGCUCCCCGGAAGAACGCCAGGUCUCCCUGCGCCCACGCGGUCAGUGUCCCAUCGCCCGGGAGCUGAGAGGACGCAGCCGAUACGCCGAGCCCACGGAGGGCCGGCCGCUUCGCCUGAGCUCUGGGAGCCCGGGGGCCGGCUCAGGGGCGGUGCGGGGCUAGGUUUCGUUUCCCGCAGAGCUCCUACCUCCCUCCCAUCCUCGCUCUGCUCCCGGCCAUGAAGCCGCAACAGGCGGAGGUGAGCAUCCCGCUGCACCCACCCGGGCGGGGGCCGCCCCUCGCCAGCCUCCCCGACGAGCAGCCCCGCGACUUCAUCCUCUGGUCCCUCUUCAACGUCCUGGCGGGCUUCGCUCUCGCCUACCUCGGCUGCUUCUGCUUCCCCUCGCUCAUCUUCUCCAUCAAGGCCCGCGACUGCAAAGUGCUGGGCGACCUGGAAGGUGCUCGGUGGUAUGGAAGCCGGGCCAAGGUGCUGAACAUCAUCUUCUCUGUGCUGAUAGCCGUCGGUGUGUUGUCCACCAUCACCAUUGCCAUCAUGUUCAUCACCGCGAUCAGCAGAUAGAUAUAGAGAACUUCUGCCUCCAUCCCACUGUCCUGUGCUGUGCUCACUCCCAUAACCCCCCCACCAAAAAUGUGUCCCAAGGAAUUUCUGCUUUGGGGAAGGGGUGCAGAGCCCUGUCCCCUUGCUGCAUGUGGCAUGGCAGGGAUGGGUGGGGAGCUCCCUUCUCUGCUUCUGCUCCUGGGCCGUGCUGGUAUUUAACCAAGCUACAAUGUACACAUGGAUUGCCACUGUCACAAAUAAAGCUCCUGCUCACCAA